Molecule: messenger RNA, 313 nt
Organism: Leptonychotes weddellii (Weddell seal)
Lineage: Eukaryota; Metazoa; Chordata; Mammalia; Carnivora; Phocidae
Gene: PATE1
Product: prostate and testis expressed 1
Source: RefSeq, a predicted model, not a curated record
UUCUCGUGGCAGCGGGAGAUCGCCUCUCAUUUCUAUUCCUGGUUUCCCGGCCCCAAUGACAGAAAUCAUUCAGUGUAGGAUGUGCCACUUGCAGUUUCCAGGAGAGAGGUGUUCCAGAGGCAGAGGAAUAUGCACUGCUACAGAAGAUGAGGGUUGCACGACUGGGAGGAUUUUCAAGAAAGAUGGGACUCUGUGGUUAACCUUCAUGGGCUGCCUGAAAAACUGUGCUAAUGUGGACAAAAUAAAAUGGAGUGUCUACUUGGUGAAGUUCAGGUGCUGCAGGGGCUAUGACCUUUGCAAUGAAACCCUGUAG